Molecule: messenger RNA, 2112 nt
Organism: Penicillium atrosanguineum
Lineage: Eukaryota; Fungi; Ascomycota; Eurotiomycetes; Eurotiales; Aspergillaceae
Gene: znfA
Product: putative C2H2 finger domain protein
Exons: 2
Coding region: 1-2112 (703 amino acids)
Source: RefSeq, a predicted model, not a curated record
AUGGACCUUCGACUUGACCCUUCGCCGAAUUUCUUUGAAUCCAAGGAUCUCGACCGCCACGACGAUAGAUCCCCUCACAUGAUGUCCGAUUUGCCAUUCUCUUCGCACGGCCCGUUACCUAUACCGUCCCGUCCCGCCAUGAAUACUGCACCGCCGCCACUUCCCCCGCCCUCGAGGAUCCGCGAUUUGGAGAACGGUUAUGAUGCCGGUUGGUUGCAUGGAAAUCCUGGACGAUCAACAAACGCACUCCCUCCGAUCAACCCAAAUUCAAGUUUAUUUGGUGGCCAUCGAAGGCCCGAAACGGCAAUUAGAAGCGAUCCUAUGGCGGUAGAUGAACUGGAAGGAAGGCAGAGCGGAUUGCCGGUUUCACGCAGUCCAGAGGCUCAGAUUAAGAUCGAGCCGCCACCUCCAACAGAUGACGGAUUCCCAAGUUCUAUGGCUGUGAACUCCACAGGCCCGAUUCUCAAGGGCGAACGAGACUUCUCGCUGCGAAGUGUUAAGGACUCGUCAAAUGCGUACGAUCAGCAUCUUCUUUCGAAAAUUGGGAACUCGCUUUCGCCGCGGGGAUCCCUCAGCCAUGGAUCGGAUAAUCGGGGCUCUAUUGACCACCGAGGGUCCGUUUCAGCACUUACUGUUCCAUCGCGAACAUCUAGCAAUUUGCCCUCACCGGGGCCAUCGGAAGGAUCUACUCUUGACGUGAAGUGGUACAACAGCCCCCAAUCAGCUGGAGGCGUGUCUCCUAGGAGUAAGAUAAACUGGAAGGAGUAUGUCGAAGGCGGCCGCAGCCCAAGCGUGGAGAGUAAUGCUCCUUCAUCGGCAAUGGACUAUGACUCAACAUACAUGCGAGAUAUUGGUCGACGACGAUAUCGAGGAACAACACCUUCCCGGGAAGACAGCAUCAGCCUACCCAGUCGAUCAAAUCGGGGAAGUUACGACCAGGCCGUGUUUUCAGAUAUCGAAGGCGACUUUGCCCCAGACGAGCCCGCCCCGCCGCGACAGUUUAUUCUCCGUGAACCUACUCCCCCAUAUCCGGAGGGCUCGAAGCAGGGCAUGAAACGACGAGCAUCUUCUCCUCCCCGGGAACCCAUCACCGAUGAUAGGAAUACACUUCACCUGGCCACGAGCAACGGCGAUCUGUCUCAACGAAGGACGAGUGGGCAUCCGUUCACCAAUUCAUUAUCGGUAAACAACUGCGGCUACGCCAGUAGCCAACGGACUCUCUCCGCUGCAUCCUCCCUGAGCAUUCGGACUUCCGGAUCAUACUCGUCUGCCCUAUCCAUCGGAGGUAGCAGCAUGACCAGUCUCUCGCCAUACGAUCGACCCUCUCCUGGAGGACUAUCGCCCUGUUCCGACCUCGACACCUACCACGAAAAGUCCAUCUUAAACCCUAGCUCCCCGGUGGCACUCUUAACAAUCUCACGGGGCACCAACUCCCUCGAGCCUCCUCUCACAGACUCCACCGGCAAAGUAUCCAUGGCACCCAUCCUCAGCAUUCCCAAGCCUCCCCCUCUGAAGAUCAGCGGUCUAUACAUCUGCGAUUGUUGUCCCAAGAAACCCAAAAAAUUCGACAAUCCAGACGAUCUCCGAGCCCACGAGAUGGAAAAGCAAUACGCAUGCCAAUACUGCAACAACCGAUUCAAAAACAAGAACGAAGCUGAGCGUCACCAAAACUCCCUCCAUCUCCGCCGCCAUUCCUGGUCAUGCGCCGCCCUUCGAAGCUUCCAGGCCGCUUUCCACGGCUCCGUCUCACCGUCCUACCAAACGUCCGCCGGGCCCUCGCACGAUACAUGCGGGUACUGUGGUGAGGAGUUCGCGAAUUUCCCACGUCCUGAUUGGGACCGUCGCUUUGAACACUUGACUACCGUGCAUAAAUUCGGCGAGUGCAAUAAUGCGAAGAAGUUUUUCCGCGCGGAUCACUUCCGCCAGCAUUUGAAGCAUAGUCAUGCAGGGACGAGUGGAAAGUGGACGAAUAUCCUGGAGAAUGCUUGUAUGAAGGAGGAGGCGCCGCCGGAGCCGAGGGAUAAGUCUGGUUCUGGUGCGGCCGGUCAGGCACAGUCGAAUUCGGGGUCUUUGACCUCGAAUACGAUUGAUGAGGUUCUUUGUGAGCAAUGA